Manis pentadactyla (Chinese pangolin) is the source of this 1081-nucleotide messenger RNA. It is a transcript of the gene MFAP2, whose product is annotated as microfibril associated protein 2. Gene Ontology annotation, cellular component: microfibril. NCBI's taxonomy places the organism in Eukaryota, Metazoa, Chordata, Mammalia, Pholidota, Manidae. Gene Ontology annotation, biological process: embryonic eye morphogenesis. Bases 115 to 660 code for a protein of 181 amino acids. The transcript is spliced from 9 exons. The record is from RefSeq and is a predicted model, not a curated record.
CGCUGGCCCCGUCGGGGGCCCGGAGGGGGGCUCGGAGCGGGCAGACUCGGAGCGGGCGGCGGAGUGACCCGUCCAGCUGUCGGACACGAGCCCAGCCCGCUUCACUGUGUAGCCAUGAGAGCUGCCUACCUCUUCCUGCUGUUUCUGCCUGCAGGCUUGCUGGCUCAGGGCCAAUAUGACCUGGACCCACUGCCUCCAUUCCCGGACCACGUCCAGUAUACCCACUACAGUGACCAGAUUGACCACCCAGACUACUAUGAUUAUCAAGAAGCAACUCCUCGGCCCCCUGAGGAGCAGUUCCAGUCCCAGCAGCAAGUCCAACAGGAGGUCAUCAUGGCCCCCACCGUAGUACCAGGAAACGCAGAGACAGAGCCCACAGAGCCUGGGCCCCUUGACUGCCGUGAGGAGCAGUACCCAUGCACCCGCCUCUACUCCAUACACAAGCCUUGCAAACAAUGUCUCAACGAGGUCUGCUUCUACAGCCUUCGCCGUGUGUACGUCGUCAACAAGGAAAUCUGUAUCCGCACGGUUUGUGCCCACGAGGAGCUCCUCCGAGCUGACCUAUGUCGGGACAAGUUCUCCAAAUGCGGUGUGAUGGCCAGCAGUGGCCUGUGCCAAUCCGUGGCGGCCUCCUGUGCUAGAAGCUGCGGGGGCUGCUAGGGUGGAGCUAGCACCCUGAGCCCUGGACCGCCCCGGACCCUCCUCGGAUCUGGGGCCCUCAGGCCCUGCCUGAUCUGGUGCUUUUCUACCCAGCCUGACAUCCCUUUUAUUCUGUAAAAAGUUAGUGGACUGUGGCCCUGGGGGUUGUCUCAGGCUCCUCCCCCAGGCUGUGGCCACAACGGGGGGGCCCCCACCGCCUGGUCUUCAUUCCCAGUAAGGGGCAUACCAGGCCUCGCUCUCAUCCCAGGGGAACCUGGGCCUCCAAUGGGCCUUCUCAGCCCUCUGAGGACAGCGCCCCCCACCCCCAGCCCCUUGAGGUAGGCUAUGCCCCUCACCCCAGCUGGUCUGCUUGGAUUUCCUACAGCCCCCGGGCAUAGACCACCUUUGUUUUAUAUAAAAUUAAAAACAUGUUUUUACAAAA